UUCCACUUCCGCUUCCACUUCCCUCACUCUUCCUGUCUUCUUCUUCCUCCCCUCCCCUUGUCAUCAUCCCCCCUUUCUCCCGCAAGCCUGCCUGUCUUUACUUCCCAUAUCUCCCUCUCUGGAUUUCCUUCCAUCCCUCCCCCACUUGGCCUUCCUCGGAUCCCCCGUCCCUGGUCGCCCUGAAGCUCUCGCCGCCUCGCGGUCAUUCCCCGCAGUCUCCUGCAUUCCACCCCCGACCCCAGUCUACCCUGCGGAGGCGCGACCCCGUCGUCGCUGAAGCUUGUGUUCGUCCACCAUGGCUAUGAGUAGGAUAAGGGGGGCCUUCGCGGUCCCCAAAAAGGGCGAGACUUUUGAAUUGCGAGCUGGUCUUGUAUCUCAGUAUGCAUAUGAACGGAAGGAGUCCAUCCAGAAGACCAUCAUGGCCAUGACGCUCGGCAAGGAUGUCUCCGCUCUGUUCCCGGACGUCCUUAAGAACAUUGCGACCAACGAUCUCGAACAGAAGAAGCUAGUCUAUCUGUACCUUAUGAACUACGCCAAAUCUCACCCCGACCUCUGCAUUCUCGCCGUCAAUACCUUUGUUCAAGACUCCGAAGACCCCAACCCCCUCAUCAGAGCCCUCGCGAUUCGUACAAUGGGAUGUAUCCGUGUGGAUAAGAUGGUGGAUUACAUGGAGGAGCCGCUGCGCAAGACCCUGCGCGAUGAGUCGCCGUAUGUCCGCAAGACCGCUGCGAUCUGUGUGGCCAAGCUCUUCGACCUGAACCCCGCCCUGUGUCUGGAAAACGGCUUCCUCGAGAUGCUGCAGGAGAUGAUCGGCGACCCCAACCCCAUGGUGGUGGCCAACUCGGUCACUGCGCUGUCGGAGAUAUACCACGCCGCCCCCGAAACGCAAGCCCUCAAGGUCACGACCAACACCCUGCGCAAGCUUCUCAUGGCCUUGAACGAGUGCACGGAAUGGGGCCGUGUCACUAUCUUGACUACCCUGGCGGAAUACAAAACCUCGGAGGUGAAUGAAUCCGAACAUAUUUGCGAAAGGGUCGCUCCUCAGUUCCAGCACGCCAACCCAAGUGUGGUGCUGGCCGCCGUCAAGGUGGUCUUCCUCCACAUGAGGAACGUUAACCCUGAGCUGGCGAAGACCUACCUUAAGAAGAUGGCUCCCCCUCUUGUGACUCUGGUGUCCUCCGCCCCCGAAGUCCAAUAUGUGGCCCUCCGGAACAUCGAUCUACUGCUGCAGAAGCAACCUGAUAUCCUGAACAAGGAGCUCCGGGUGUUCUUCUGCAAGUAUAACGACCCCCCCUACGUCAAGUUCCAGAAACUGGAGAUCAUGGUUCGCAUAGCCAACGACCGCAACGUUGACCAGCUCCUGGCAGAGCUGAAGGAAUACGCGCUUGAAGUGGACAUGGACUUUGUGCGCCGUGCCGUCAAAGCUAUCGGCCAAGUCGCCAUCAAGAUCGAGAGCGCCAGCGAGAAAUGCGUCAACACCUUGUUGGAUCUCAUCAACACGAAGGUCAACUACGUGGUGCAAGAGGCCAUUGUCGUGAUCAAGGAUAUCUUCCGGAAAUACCCUGGCUACGAGGGUAUCAUCCCUACCCUCUGCCAGUGCAUUGAUGAGCUGGAUGAACCUAAUGCCCGGGCUGCGCUUAUCUGGAUUGUGGGUCAGUAUGCGGAGAAGAUCAGCAAUGCGGGAGACAUCCUGGCUGGGUUCGUGGAAGGCUUCAACGAAGAAUUUUCUCAGACCCAGCUGCAGAUCUUGACGGCAGUUGUCAAGCUCUUCCUCAAACGGCCCGAAAAGGCCCAAGGGCUUGUCCAGAAAGUGCUGCAGGCAGCGACGGCUGAAAACGACAACCCUGACGUCCGUGAUCGGGCCUACGUCUACUGGCGCUUGCUAUCCAACACCAGCGAUCCCGAGGCUACCAAGAACAUCGUGCUCUCCGACAAACCGCCAAUCGUCACCACCAUCCAUUCUCUACCCCCAGCUCUCCUCGACCAACUGCUCACCGAGCUGUCCACCCUCGCAUCUGUCUACCACAAGCCCCCGGAGCAGUUUGUUGGCCAGGGUAGAUUCGGUGCGGAUGCUGUCCAGAGGGCCGCCAUUGCGGAACAAAUCGAGAAUGCGCGCGAAAGCCCGUUGGCAGCAGCAGCCGCCGCAGCCGCCGUCACUGGCGGUGCUGCGGCCCCCCAGGCUCAGAGCAACGUCGAGAACCUGUUGGAUAUCGAUUUCGAUGGCACCGCUCCGGCGUCCGCCCAGAAGGAGCCGGGCGAUGGCAUGUCCGGUCUCGAAGGCCUUGCCGGCACUCCCGUCCGCGUGGAAUCUCCGGCCGUCGGGGCACCUGCGGGAAGCAACAACCUAGACGACCUCCUCGGUGUAUUCGGCGAUGGCGGCGCGACAUCCUCGGCCAGCGGGAGCGGUGCUCCCAACGGGGGUGGCGCAGGAGCGGACCUGAUGAAUGGCUUUGCUGGGUUGGAUCUGUCAGGCAACAGCAUGGCAUCUCCACCGGCAGGAGGCAGCCAACCGAAGAAGACCAACGAGGAUAUCAUGUCAUUAUUUUGAGGCGCGACGGACCAUGCAUGAUGUAUGAUGGCGAACGACUCCGUAUGGCUGAACGAACGGUGCCACCCAGGGAGAUUGGGCGGCGCGCCCACAUAAUUGAGUCGAUGCAUUCCAAAAUAGAUCGCCGUGUUGUUUUCUUUUUGGCCAGGGUUGAUAAUGUUCCCUUUCUUUCCAUCUCUUUCUUCCCUGUCCCAUACCGUUUCUAUUUAUCUGUAUAUCCCAUGUUACCGGAAGCUUCUGAGCAUCUACUAUCUUCUACGUAUCCAUCCCAUCCUGUCCUUUGUCCUUGUCUGCCAAUUUUCCCGAAACAGUUGGCUUUCUACUACGCGGAAUGUGUGCUAUGAAAGAGGCCAAUUGAGUCAGGUGAUGAUCACCGCAUCGUUCAAUGCUCG
Aspergillus heteromorphus CBS 117.55 is the source of this 2940-nucleotide messenger RNA. Its product is annotated as putative AP-1 adaptor complex subunit beta. Gene Ontology annotation, molecular function: clathrin binding. Lineage: Eukaryota; Fungi; Ascomycota; Eurotiomycetes; Eurotiales; Aspergillaceae. The transcript is spliced from 7 exons. The record is from RefSeq and is a predicted model, not a curated record. Gene Ontology annotation, cellular component: membrane coat. Bases 296 to 2548 code for a protein of 750 amino acids. Gene Ontology annotation, biological process: vesicle-mediated transport; intracellular protein transport.